GACUGCUUGGGAUCAUGGCAGAUCAUCCAACCACAACAUGGGAGGCCAUGCAGGAUGGCAAAGUCUUCUAUAGGCGACAGGAGGUUUACUCCAUCGCAAGACAGCUGCCCAACCUGAGCGAUCAUAUUGUGGCCGGUUGUCGGUAUGGCGGCCCUCUUGCACUACUACGCGAUACAUCGAAAGUGAUACAGUUGAGCAACUCAGCCACGAUUUAUGCCAGGGGACAGAUCCAAGUGUAUUCUCCGGCAGGAGAGGGUCUGGCAAUCUUCAGUUGGGAUCAAGCCAAGAUUGUUCGCUUUGGGUGGGCUCAGGAUGAAAGACUUGUCGUGCUCAACGACGAAGGAGUUUACCGGAUAUACGACCUUCAAGGCGCAUUCACUCAGUUUUCCUUGGGAUCAGAGGCUGCAGACGCGGGUAUCGUCGACGCUCGGAUAUAUGAAGGUGGCAUGGUCGCUAUGACGGGGUCACUGACCUUUAUGGAGGUCAAGGGCUGGGAAGGGGCAAAGCCUUUGAGUCUCGCCAAUCCAGGUCUUUCUCAGCCGCCUCAUACCUGGUCUGUUAUACCUCCCGACCUCGCCAUAUCUCGAUAUGCCGAAGUUCUUCUCUCUGUGGACACCACCAUCAUCUCCGUAGACACUUUGUCCAGCACCGAUCAGCGCCUUGGACGCGGUCCGUUCUCGCAUAUCGCGCCAUCGCCGAAUGGGAAAUCCCUUGCCCUCCUUACAUCCUCAGGCACCCUUUGGGUAGUCUCCAGCGACCUCCAACGUAAUCUGGCAGAAUUCGAUGUGAACACCGUUAGCUCGGCGAACGAUGUUAGACAAGUAGAAUGGUGUGGUAACGAUGCGAUACUGGUUACGUGGGAUGUCAUGGCUGUCCUUGUGGGGCCGUUUGGCGACACACUACGUUACUACUACUCUGGACCAACAUUCGCCAUUACUGAACCGGAUGGUGUUCGCAUCAUAGGCCCUGACUCCUGCGACUUCGUGGAGAAGGUUCCUUCAUCUACCCUGUCUAUCUUCCGACCUGGGUCAACCUCGCCUGCUGCCAUACUGUACGAUGCUUGGGAGAGCUUCGCCCGUCGGUCACCCAAAGCGGACGACAGCAUCCGAAGUAUCAGACCGGAGCUUGCCGCCGCCGUUAAUGAUUGCAUUGAUGCCGCUGGUCGCGAAUGGGAGCCCCAAUGGCAACGGAAGCUGUUGAGUGCAGCCAAGUUUGGGCGAGGUUUCCUCGAUCUCUAUGAUCCGACCGACUUCGUGAACAUGGGUCAGACUCUGAAAGUCCUAAACGCCGUCAGGUUCCAUGAAAUCGGCAUCCCUAUCACUUACGCCGAAUAUACUCUUGCUUCUCCAUCUCAUUUGAUUUCACGCCUGACGGCUCGCAACCUUCACCUUCUCGCGUUGCGGAUAUCCAAUUACCUCUCACUGAAGCCCGACACGGUCUUGCGUCACUGGGCAUGCGCUAAGAUUGCCCGUGCCAAACCUUCAGCAGGAGACACUGAGGGUGGAACGACCGAUGAUGAGGUUUGUGCGUUGAUCGUCAAGAAAUUCCGUGAGCUUGGUGGUGGAUCCGCGAACUACGCCGAAAUCGCCAAACGAGCUUGGGAGGUAGGCCGUGCUGGCCUUGCGACGAAGCUCCUUGACUAUGAACCGAGAGCGUCGGAUCAAGUUCCGCUACUGCUCAGCAUGAAGGAAGAUCGACUCGCGCUGGCAAAAGCCGUUGACAGUGGCGACACCGACUUAGUUUAUCAUGUCUUGCUGCAUCUACACAAGCGAUUGCCGCUCGGGUCGUUCUUCCGACUAAUCGAGGAUGGCGGAGAACGACUCGCACCGGCCAACAAAUUGUUGCAGGUCUACGCGCGCCAACAGAAUCGGGAGAUGUUGCGGGAUUUCUACUAUUCCGAUGAUCGUCGUGUGGAGAGUGCCGUCCUCUCCCUUGAGGAGGCAGCUGCCGUAUCCGAUCCAUUUGCAAAGAUCUCGUGCAUCAAAGCUGCCCAGAAAUUCUUCUCGGAGGAUAAGGAUCGGUCCUUUGAGGCGAAGAUGAUGGAUGAAAAUGUGCGUUUGCUCGCUGCGCAGCAACAACUGGAGAAGGAGUCCGAUGGCAAAAUUGCUGCGUUCGGGACGAGCGUGAACGAAACCAUCAGAGCAUGCCUGCUCAACGGUUAUCCGAAGAAAGCUGACAAGCUCAAGUCCGACUUCAAGGUGCCUGACAAGCGAUUCUGGUAUGUCAAGCUGCAGGCGUUGACAGCCCUAAGCGACUGGGAUGGUUUGGAGACGUUUGCCAAGUCAAAGCGGAGUCCUAUCGGAUACGAACCGUUCGUCCGGCAUCUAUUGGAGAAAGGUCACCCAAGGGAAGCAGCUACUUACGUCGCGCGUUGCGAAUCCAACAAACGCGUAGAUUUAUAUAUCGAAUGCGGAGAUUGGCGUGCAGCUGGCAAGGAGUGCAAGGAGCGCAAUGAUAAACUGAAACUGGAACAACUGCGCAAGAGUGCUCCGAACUCCGUAAUAUCGCGAGAAUUGGAUGCGAUCGCCAAUUCCAUGAAGUAGUCCUGUUUUAUACUUCCGAAUUGCUCGUUUCCUUACCUCGGCGCCUUGAUCCUGGAUUGUCGGAUAUAUGUGCCGCACAGGAUCACAAUGAAUAGCAUGGGAAAGUGUUAUGGUAUAAUAUGAUACUAGGUAUAGUCUACUAUGAUAUGGUAGUUCCGAGGCACCACCAUGGCUGGAUGGUACAGACAUCCCUGCACAGCAGGAAAACAAGAGAAUCAGAGAAGUCAAAGCAGAGGCCACAUAACGUUAAACUGGCGCGAAUCGCCCAUGUUCAGCGAGCGAGAAGGGCGGGUUUAGUGAGUGAGAGAUCGAGAGGAGCUAGGAUAUGCAUAAAAGGAAGAGGCCAUGAUCAACGUCUGCAUCACGCCUCGUCGUUGACGACAGCAGAACGGUUCAUCGACCGUGAGCGCCUCCGCCACAUCCUGCGCGUCUUUUCGUCAUCCUCGUCUCCAUCUGAUUCGUGACCCAUGUCUUCGAUGCGGUACGGCAGCGGAACUUCUCUAGUGACUCGAUAUUGAUCCAUGUUGCCAAGGUGUUCGUUCUCCAGCCGAUAGAAGUUCCAUUGCCAUCGACGGAAAAUCUCCACGAUUGCCGCAAUGAAGGUCCGCAGCAUGAAGUUCGGGCCGUCGGACGAGAGGUAGAAAAGCCAUAUAAACCGACCUAGAAUAUUGGUAACUAUAGCAAGGUAAUAAACCGGUAUCCGAUGGGGCCACAAUAGCUCGGGCCUCAGGAAGCGAUACCGUGUAUGAGGUCGUAACAAUGACCAAUCCAUCAAGAGAUCCCAUGAACCAGCGUAAAGAGCGUUGACUGUCAUGAAUGAUAUAUAUACCCCAAAACUUCCAUCGUGCACGGUCCCGUGGUGCCUCCAAUUGUAGUAGCAUCCAAAUGCGACUAUACCGGCACCAUACUUGCCUGCGUUGAUAAGAUGGGUUAAGAGCCGAGAGUCGACCCAUCGUUUGAUACUCUGUAUCAGACGUGACAGAAGAGGAAGCGAUGCUAACAUCAUUGGGACAACCCAAGAUGCAGUCGUUUUGUACGCCAUACAAGUUCUCCAUUCUGGGCCCCAUCCGCGAUGAUACCAACAGCCGAUGAAAUAUAGAUUGGCCAAGCUAAAGGACAGACUGCAAAACUGG
Punctularia strigosozonata HHB-11173 SS5 is the source of this 3676-nucleotide messenger RNA. Its product is annotated as vacuolar assembling/sorting protein VPS16. Gene Ontology annotation, molecular function: actin binding. Gene Ontology annotation, cellular component: HOPS complex; endosome; cytoplasm. The coding region runs from base 15 to 2543 and encodes 842 amino acids. The transcript is spliced from 21 exons. Gene Ontology annotation, biological process: intracellular protein transport; vacuole fusion, non-autophagic; endosomal transport. Lineage: Eukaryota; Fungi; Basidiomycota; Agaricomycetes; Corticiales; Punctulariaceae. The record is from RefSeq and is a predicted model, not a curated record.